Entamoeba invadens IP1 is the source of this 2583-nucleotide messenger RNA. RefSeq lists its product as hypothetical. NCBI's taxonomy places the organism in Eukaryota, Evosea, Mastigamoebida, Endamoebidae. Bases 1 to 2583 code for a protein of 860 amino acids. The transcript has a single exon. The record is from RefSeq and is a predicted model, not a curated record.
AUGGAAAAGGAACUUCGUCAACAAAAUGUAGCACUUUUCAAUAUCAUUCUUGAACUUAUUAAUGUGUCUUCGAAACAAUCAGGAGAGUUAUAUUGCUUAAGAGAAUCUUCCAAUGAAGAGAUGAUUUGUCUGAUCCAACAAAAGUAUUCGAUUUCUGAUGAUGUUAUAUCUGUCACAAAAGAAGAGUUACAAGAGACGGACGAAACAACACUUGAAAACAAUAUCAUCAAAUUUGUCUCAAAAUAUGAGAAGACUUUGUUUCCUUCUGAAUUUGCACUAUUAAUCGACACUUUAUAUGAAUGUAAUAACACUUCUCUCGACAUCCUCAAACGCAACAAAGAGAAAUUCCAAUUCUCAAAACAACAAAAUAAAAUACUUGACGACAAGAUGAAGGAGUGUAUGAAGGACGACAACGACACUGAAGAGAUGCAAUACCUUCUUUCUGAAGUUGAACAACUGAAAGCAGAGAGUGUCACUCAAACUAAGGACAUCAUGAAACUUGAGGAAGAAAAGGGUGUGUUACUUGAUAAUAAUACCAAACUAGAGAAGGCACUUCAAGCACUUCAAAGUGAAAUCCAUGAGAAAGCAGAAACGUCUGAAAUGCUCAAUGAAAAGGCUAAUAAAUUAGUUCAGGAACUCGAGUCGAAGGUCGACUAUAUCACGGAGUUACAAAACGAGGUCAAUUCAUUAAAAGACAAAUUAAAUCCAAAUCCCGAAUUGGAAGAUUUGGUGACGAAGUUAACAGAUGAGUUAGACUCGUACAGCUCAGAGAACAACAACUUAGACGAGAAACUUCGGAGAUCCGAAAAGUCGAUUGUAGAAAAGGACGAACUGCUCAAUCAAACGAAGAGUCAAUUAGACUUGAAAGUGCAGGAGUGCUUAGAUAAGACGAACGAAAUAUUGAAGCUGCAAAAUCGAUUGACGGAAGUCACACGAAUGAGCGCCUCUAAUGACCACCAGAAUGAAAUGGAAAUGGUGGAAGAGAACAAACGCUUGCGAAUGGAAAACACUGAAUUGAAAAGUCGUUACUCAGAGCUUGAGAAAACGUUGCAGACAACGAAAGACUGUGUGCUCGUCGAAAUGAACGAAACAAAGAAGUCGAAUAUGAGAUUAAGUGAACAAAUCACUGAACUACUGGACAAAAUGAAACACAACGAAAACGUUGGAAAGGAGAACGAAAUUUUUAAGAACGAAAUAAACGAGCUCAAGAACUCGAACACACUGCUUGAGAAGAGUAAGAACGAGAUGAGUGGGAGGAUCAAAAUAUUGGAGGAGUCUGUGAACAAAAUGAAGGAGGAGAGACUCUCGAGUGGGUCGGGAUUUACAAGCGAGAACUCGGAGAAUGAAGGAGAGGGUGUGGACGAUCCACGAGUCGAAAAGGAACAACUUGAAAAUGAACGGACAAAAGCACUUGAAGUGUUAACAAACGAAUUGAACAUGUUAGAUGAGGAGAAUCGACGACUGAAAUUGCGAAUUGGUGAAUUGGUGAAUAACAAAGAGAAUUAUGAAAGCACUGAAGUGAAUCCAAAUGUUUUGCUUGAAGAGAAUAAUGCACUUAAAAAGAUGAGUGAGGGACUGAAUCAAAAAAUUGGUGAAUUGAUGAAAAGUGUUGAUGAGAAGGAACAGGAACUCCUCAAGAUGAGAGAAGGGAGCGAAGCGAUAUUGUCGAAUGAGACCGAAUUGAAAGUCCAAUUAGAGAAGCUUCAAGAACACUAUGAAGAACUUGAAAAGGAAAACAGUGAAUUACAACACGCAAAGAAAGAAGGAGUUGAUUCAAUGGAUACACUGGAAAGGAAUGAACAAUGUGAGGGUGAGUCGAGUAAUGUUGAAAGAGAGAACAAAGAGUUGAUUGCUAAAAUUGAGGAAUUGAAUGUACUGCUCUCAAAUGCUCAAAAGUUGAAUGAAGAAUACACAAAAGAAGUUCAAACACUUCAAAAUGAAAAUGAGAAACAGCGCGAGGUAAUUCGGAAUAUGGAAGACCAGAAGAAACGCCGAGAAGUCGAAAUUGAAGAGAAAGAAGACGUUGAGAAUCAAGAAAGAAAAGAACGUGAAACUCAGAUGAACAUGUUGGAGAAUGAAAUUGCUGAGCUGAGACGGGAAAAUACGAAUCUCCAUGUCACCGUCGACAAACUCUCUGAAAGACAGUUGGAACAACACGCAGAAACUGUCACAUCAAUUGCAACAGAAAUGACUUCAACGAGAAGUUCGGUUUCAAAUUUAACUCGUGAUUCUAACGAUAAAAUUGCUGUUCCACAAAUUGAACUUGAGAGUCCUCAAGAGAAUGAAACGCACAAAAAAGAACUUCAACUCAAUGUCGAAGAGAAUAAGAAGACGGACGAUAGUGCUAAACACCACCACAAAGCAGCGAAAACACACCAGAAAAGCCCAAGUGACAGUAAAGAAACAGCGCAAAGUAAAGAUAAGCUCAUGGCAACACAAAAGACAUUACCAAAGACUUUCCAACGAAUCAGUCAAAUUGAAUCACCAAGAAAGCCAAUGGAACAAACAAAGGAACCCACUCCUUUACCAAAAAGAACGGGAAUCAAGGACAGACUUGCAUUCUUUGAAAAGAUGUCGCAGUGA